GGGGCCCCCAGGCAAUAGGGGAUCAUUGGGGCCCCUGUGUCCUUGCCCAAACUCAAAAAGGCCUAUGAAAAAGGUACCAGGGGCAUCUCAUGGGGCCCCCUACUGACCCCGGCCCUCGGGCAGUGCCCAAGUUUUGCAAAAUGGUCAGUCCGACCCCCUCAAUCCGUUCACUUGUGUGUAAAGAGAAGACGCGGGGAGCCGUACACCUCAUACUUCCUUUAUGCUAAAAAAAUUUUUUUUUUUUUUUUUUUUUUUUUUUGAAACCUCCAUUUUCCAGGCUGACGUGUUUGACAAGCAAAAUGCAAACGGUGACUUUUUGCAUAUUUGAAAUUCUUUAAAUGUUA
Messenger RNA from Staurois parvus, 344 nucleotides. NCBI's taxonomy places the organism in Eukaryota, Metazoa, Chordata, Amphibia, Anura, Ranidae. The record is from the annotation of a GenBank genome assembly.